UUACUUCCUCAAUGAUGUAAAAUGUUACAAUUGAACUCUUCAUUUCAGUUUGUAAUGGCUGAUGUUUACACAAACCCAGAGAAGCACGUACUUUUGCACAAUAAUGUGAAAAUGCCCUUGCUUGGUUUAGGAACAUCUCAUGAUGGUGGUUAUAAUCAUGAAGCGGUGGUUUAUGCUCUAAAAAGUUGCGAUUAUCGUCACAUUGACACUGCUAAGCGUUACGGCUGUGAGAAGUAUAUUGCACAAGCAAUAAAGGAUUCUGGGGUUCCAAGAGAAGAGGUGUUUCUGACAACAAAAUGCUGGCCAACAGAUUAUGGGACCAGUGCCACUCAAGAAGCAUUCAGUGGUUCAUGCCAAAGACUGGAAGUAAACUAUUUAGACCUCUAUCUUCUGCACUGGCCAGAUGUACCAUCAGGUGUCAGAGACAAAAAUUCACUUUUGCAGGAUACUUGGAGGACUCUGGAGCUGUUACUUGAUGAAGAAAGAGUGCGAUCAAUUGGGGUCAGCAAUUUCUUGGAGCCACAUCUUGAAGUGAUUCUGAGCGAGUGUUCUGUUGUUCCACAUGUAAAUCAGUGUGAAUUCCACCCUUAUAAUAAUCCAAAAAGGCUUCGAACAUAUUGCAAAGAAAGAAAUAUACAAUUUGAGGGAUAUUCUCCAUUAGCAAAAGGUAUGCUUUUGAAUGAGUCCGAGGUCCUGAAAAUGGCAAAGUGUUAUGAGCGAACACCAGCUCAAAUUCUCAUCUGCUGGGGUGUCCAGAAAAAGAUUCCUACAAUACCAAAGUCUACCAAAAGGCAGCGUAUUUUGGAAAACUCUCAGGGGUACUGUCCACUAGGGAAUGGGCAAAUUCUUACUGAGCCCAGUAUUCAAGACAUAGCCCAAAAGCACAACAGGUCUCCAGCUCAGAUUCUCAUUCGUUGGAAUCUUCAGAAUAAGGUGGUUUGCAUCCCUAAGUCCACCAAGAAGCACAGGGUUAAAGAAAACUCAGAGGUUUUUGAUUUUGAGCUAAUGGCUGAAGAUAUGGAUACUUUAAACAACAUGGCACAAAAAAUCCAAAUUAUGGACCCAAGUACUAUUCAAGCAAAGAUUGACAAUCCACUACCAGAUGGAUACAAGUUAAAGCUUGUACAAAUUCCUUUGGAACCUUGAUUAUUCCAUACCUUUCUUCAUAAAAAGUAAAAUCAUGAAUUGCAAUAAAUAUUGUACUGUAUUCUCAUUUAGUAAGGACUGUGAUUGUGUUUCAUGAAGUUCAAACUUUCAAGUCCAUUAUGUUACUUUCAUAAAAUGGAUGUGAAACUUAGUUUUAGGUUUUAGAAGUAAAUACAGUAAUGAAUUUUUUACAUGACCACAAUGCUGCUUCUUUUAUGCCAUUGCUGAGACUUCAAAGGUCAAGGGAUGUAGAUAACUGUAAGUGCUCUGUGCAAAGUUAUGCCUCAUGAAAAGGUUGAGAAAUCUUUUGUUGUGUAUUGCUUUAAUAGAUUUAUUCUUGUUUUA
Macrobrachium nipponense is the source of this 1491-nucleotide messenger RNA. RefSeq lists its product as uncharacterized. The transcript has 8 exons. The coding region runs from base 22 to 1146 and encodes 374 amino acids. The record is from RefSeq and is a predicted model, not a curated record. Gene Ontology annotation, molecular function: oxidoreductase activity. Lineage: Eukaryota; Metazoa; Arthropoda; Malacostraca; Decapoda; Palaemonidae.